Molecule: messenger RNA, 5015 nt
Organism: Agrilus planipennis (emerald ash borer)
Lineage: Eukaryota; Metazoa; Arthropoda; Insecta; Coleoptera; Buprestidae
Product: inactive dipeptidyl peptidase 10
Exons: 16
Coding region: 539-3097 (852 amino acids)
Biological process (GO): proteolysis
Molecular function (GO): serine-type peptidase activity; dipeptidyl-peptidase activity
Source: RefSeq, a predicted model, not a curated record
AACAUCCGCAAGGAGCGCUGACGUGUUGGCGUCCCGGCGAAUCUGCUGCAGUGGCCGAUCGGUGCCCGUGUGCCAUGCAACGUGUCGCGCUUACCACUGUCUUCUUCCCUCUGCGACAACACACCACCACCUCUUUCUCUUCCUCUCUUCCUUUUUCUUCUUCUUUUUCUACUCCUUUCAAUUGUUUUUUUCAAAAACUUUCACUCCUGUCCACAAUUUACAUUACACACUUUCAUUUAUGAGUGCCGUGUCGGCUAAUAUACGUUAUCAAAAAUGCUACCGUUAUGAUUCACGUAAAAAACGCACUGUUAUUUUCUUUUUUCCGCUUCGCCUUCUCAAAAUACUGCCAGUCUUCUUCAUUUCUACCGCUGCUGGUCCCGUUUAAAAAAAAUUACUCUUUCGUCCGGACAAAGAACUGAACGAAAACGAAAUCAAAAAUUGCUGCCUACCCAAGUACAUAUAGCUCCUAGAGGUCAAAUCGGGGAGUCACAGUGGCGUCGUUAGGAGAGUUUUUGGAAACCGCGCGUCUACCAACGGGAUGCACACAAAUGUGCAUACGGAUCGAACCGCAUGGCGCGUGCCGCCUGACGAGACCUUACAGGUUGCUGAUCCCAAGGCCAAAAAGGCCGAGGUAGGUAGCGAAGAGGAGCUAGCAUACCACAGUUACGAAGGUCAUAAUUGGUGGUCAAUAGUUUUUUCACUGUUAGUGAUUGGAAUUGUAAUAUCGGGGAUAGUGGCUGCAAUUCUUCUAAUGGGCUACGUGGAUGAAUUACUUUACUGGCAUGGAAAGAGAAUGCAACUAGAUGAAUAUUUGGAGGGAGGCCUAAAUCCACAACGUUUACCCCACACCUGGAUUUCCGAAAGUCGUCUUGUUUUUCAGGAUAAUGAUGGAGGAUUAGCUGUGUUAAAUACCGAUAAAAAUUUUUCUGUUACUCUUCUAGUUACUAAUCACACUUUGAGACAACUCAAUGUUAAAGACUAUCAGUGUUCAAAAGAUCUACGGUACGUCCUAUUUCAACAUAAUGUAAAAGAGGUUUUCAGACAAUCCUAUACAGCGCACUAUACUGUCUAUGAUGUUAGCAACGAUCAUCAUAUCCCUGUACGAUUAGCUUCGGCUCCAAAAGUUCAACCGCAGAGGCUUCAGUACGUUCGCUGGAUAAGCGACACCAAUGCCUUAUUAAUCUUCUACGAAAACGAUAUUUACUACAGGGCAUCGCCUGUAGACGAAACGGACACUAGACUAACUUUUACGGGACAGCCGGACGUCAUUUAUAAUGGCCUUCCUGACUGGCUCUACCAAGAGGAUGUCUUAAAGAACCCGGAAGCGUUGUGGUGCUCCAGGGACGGAACGCACCUGUUAUACGCCACAUUCAACGACAGCGAUGUGGGAACAUUAAUCUUUCCGUGGUUCUCGACAGGAGCUGUAUUAGCAGCAGGAGGAACGAAACAACGAGCUCCCAUAUUCCCCCCUUCUAGAUCUGUUAGAUAUCCAACGCCGGGAACACCGAACCCAAAAGUGCAAUUGUGGAUACUAGACAUUUCAAACUUGACUGAACUUCAAAGGUGGGCCAUUAAACCGCCAAAGGCAUUGAAGGAUGAGGAUUAUUAUCUUACUUCGGCAGGUUGGAUUGGUCAGAGUAAUUCUCAAAUAACUGCAGUCUGGAUGAAUAGGCCGCAAAAUCUUAGUCUUGUGUCGACGUGUUUCGCACCCAAUUGGACUUGUAUAGAGAUUCAUGCUGAGCGAGCAGCCGAAAAUUCGUGGUUGGAAAUUCAAGAACACCCUGUAUUCUCUUCUGAUGGAGAAAGUAUAUUGUUGUUAGCAGCGGUUCAAGAGGGAAACACAGAUACGUUUACGCAUAUAAAACACGUCACUUUAAGUCAACAACAUAUUGCAGUCUUAAGUCACGGCCGGCUUGAAGUGACUAAAAUUUUAGCGUGGGACACGGAAAAUCAUUUAGUAUACUAUUUAGGCACUCAGGAUCACAAGCCCGGUCAAAAGCAUUUGUACGUUAUUAAGGAUCCAACAACGGACGAUCCCAGGCGAAUAGAGCCUUUAUGUAUCACAUGUGACUUGGGAGGUGUCCUGUGGAGCAGUCGAUAUUAUUAUGGGAAUUGCAGUCACUUCAGUGCUUCAAUUAGUCCUCGCGCAGCGUCGUCCGGAAUGUUGUACUACCUCCUCGAGUGCGAGGGUCCUAGGUUCCCAUUGGCAGGGCUCCAUUCCGCCAGAACCCACAAACUUCACAAGAUAAUCUAUGACACGCGUGCCCGCAUGACUCCUAAGCUAAGUGACUUCGCUUUACCGAAACAACAAUUCCUAGAGGUGCCUUUAACCCAAGGGAACCGGGCUCAAGUUCAACUACUACUUCCUCCCAGUUGGAGACCUGAACUUCGUGAUGCGGCAUAUCCUGUCAUCGUGGAGGUUAAUGGUAGACCCGGUAGUAAAGCCGUUACGGACAAAUUUAGAGUAGACUGGGGGACAUAUAUGUCUAGCCACUGUGAUGUAGUGUAUAUAAGAUUAGAUGUGCGUGGUUCGUUGGGUCAAAGUAGUCGCGCUUUGUACCACCGUUUAGGUGGCAUUGAAGUGCAGGACCAAAUAACGGUGUUACAGCAUCUAUUAGAAAAAUAUUCAUACUUAGAUAAAACUAGAAUAGGACUAUGGGGUUGGGGUUACGGCGGCUACGUCACCUCCAUGGUGCUAGGAACUCAACAGAAGAUCUUCAAGUGCGGAAUCGCUGUCAAUCCCAUCACCGACUGGCUAUAUUUUAAUUCAGCAUUCACAGAAAGAAUUUUGGGACUGCCAACAGAGAACUACAAGGGUUACGUGGAGUCAGAUGCAACUCAGAGGGCAAAAUUGAUACCAUCAAUGUCUCUCUAUCUCAUCCACGGUCUUGCAGAUUUGACUGCGCCAUACCAACACGGCAUCUCCUUAGCCACAGCUCUGGCCGAUGCAGGAGUCCUUUUCCGUUAUCAGAGUUACGCUGAUGAAGGACACAAAUUGGAUGGAGUGAUUAAACACGUAUAUCGCUCGAUGGAAGACUAUUUCCAGGAGUGCCUUAGUUUAGACACUGAUGACCCAAAAGCAUCCCCAGCUACCUGAAACAUGGUCAAGCACUUGUUGUUUUGCGUCACGUCUUUGUUACGAACACUUUUUCGCGGCCAUCAUCACGUCAAUCAUCAGUAAAUGAAAUUACUCUUUCGAAAUAAAAUAAAAUAAAGAAAUUAAAUGAGAAACAAUCUUCCAAUUAACAGUGUUUUAUAUUUCUUACUAAGGUGUACGUUCAGACUCUUAUUAAUCUGCUAUCGAGUGAGUCAUUAAAGUUAUUAGUAAGUAACUCUUUUAACUGACUUGUGUGUUCCACGAUUACAGCAUGUUGUUUAAUAAAUAAAAAAUGUGAUGAAAAAAAUCUUAGAUAGUCCUGUUCUUUUACUAAUAAUUAUAUUUAAUAAUGUACAAACUUUGGUUUGGUACAAAAGCAAAUUAUCAACAUCUGUAUGCAAUGAAUUUAGAAAUCGGUUUUGUUUGUUUGUUUUUAUUUAGAAAAAAAAAAGUUGCCCAACAAAAUUUUUGUAUCCUAACCGUAAAUUAUUUAAUGUUUCUAAAAAAAUUGGGCAUGAUAUUACACGAAAAUAUAUUUUCAAAUCAAAAGUACUUAUUUGUAAUUCCACAGAAAUAAUGAAACGUAAAAUAUUUUUUAUUUUUUUCUCUUAAUUUUUAUGAGUUUGCCAUCAAAAAAACUCUAUCUCAAUUUAAGAAAAAACACACUAGGCUACACAAAUUGUUUGAAUGCCCACAACAGUUGUGGAAGAAAUACAACUGUUGUGGACAAUUAAACAAAUUGUGUAGUCUAGUAUUUAAAUAUUAUAAUAUUUAUUAGUUGAAAAACCUAUAGAAUAUAGUUACGUUAUGCUGUUGUACCAAACCCAUUAAUUAAUAUAGUAUAAAUUGUUAGAAAAUUAUCUGUAGGUAAAACCAGAGUCAAUUAUAAUUUAAUUGAAUCGAAAUAUCUAAUACCAUAUUGUUGGAUCGCUUUAUAAUAUCUUAUUCUGUCGAAAAAGGUUGUGAAUUUCGAAGCGUGAUUAUUAUGUUGAUUAAGCUGCAGCAUCUGUAGUUAUUUUCAGUAGGCCUAUAUUAUUAUCUAUUAUAAGAAUUAUGCUUGAAAAGUAAAACGAAUCCAAGACAAUCGCUGUACCUACCAUAGCAUGCUUUGAUACCUACAAUUUAGCUUAUUAUAAGUAUUAAAAGUUUUUCCCUAAGAACAUUCUAUUUAACCUUCAAUGAUAAGACGUAAGAUAAGGUGACAUUACCUCAGUAACUAUACAAGUUUUAACAAAUCAAAAGGGCAUUGAAAUUAAAAAUGUAAGCACAUUUUUUUAAUUCCUUUUUCAUCGUUUCUUUAUCAAGAAAUAUUUUUACUUAUUUUAAAACUAACUUCAAAACCACCUACGUACACUAUUUUCAGUUUCAUCUAAUGCAUUAUGUUAAAACGAAGUUAAAAUUUUCAUCUUCUUUUAUUCUGCAUGAAUCAAGUACGUAGUUUUAAAAGCAAUAAGAGAAAUGUACUAAUUAAACUCACCGAUGCAGUGAAGACUGAGUAGACGUUUUAGAUCUUCAAUAGGUACCUACAAAAUACAAAUAAAUACAUUUAGAUUAAAUGAAUAAAUAUAUAUAGUAUGAAGGCGUCUUAUAAUCAUAAAUUAAAUAUAAUUGAAUUACUUCUUUUGGAUUAAGUUAUUAGAGGUAUAUUAAAAUGCACUGGCCCGCAAAGUGUGCAAGAGAUGGAAGCCAAUGAAUAGGCGGAGUUUUGUCACUGCAUCACCUAAGGUUACGGCCCAUGAGAUUCUAAACUACCUCUAUUAAUGGUGAUUUAAAUUUAAAUUGAACGUAUUAUUAAUUGGCGUUACAAACAUCAAGUUAUUACUAGAAAAAUUUUGAAUCAAACAAUGACAUUUUGAAUUAUUAAUAGUGGUUAAUAUGAAAUAUUAAUGUGAAAAUUCAUUUUCAAUUUUCCAUUCAC